Messenger RNA from Oryzias melastigma (Indian medaka), 3973 nucleotides. RefSeq names its product endothelin receptor type Aa (gene ednraa). Bases 569 to 1894 code for a protein of 441 amino acids. The transcript has 8 exons. The record is from RefSeq and is a predicted model, not a curated record. Gene Ontology annotation, molecular function: endothelin receptor activity. Gene Ontology annotation, biological process: G protein-coupled receptor signaling pathway; vasoconstriction; enteric nervous system development. Lineage: Eukaryota; Metazoa; Chordata; Actinopteri; Beloniformes; Adrianichthyidae. Gene Ontology annotation, cellular component: membrane.
AUAUGUGAGUGAAAGGGGGAUUGAUGAGAAGGUGGGAGGGCUUUUGGUUGAAGGGACAGAUUGGAGGGGCAUCGGGGUCCCAGUGGCUCCAGUCGGUGUGUGUUUGUGUGUGUGGUUAUUGCUGCUGGUGGAAAUGACUGUCAGCAGGCGGUGCCUCUGAGAAAAAGGAGCAAGGGGGGCUGAUGUUUCCAAAGGGGGCCCAGUCUGUUACCAAAGGGAGGUGGAGAUUUGCUAUCCCACCCAGUCAAAGUGUCUCGCUGGUGCUCUGACACACACAGAUACACACACAGCCUCACAGACACACACACUUGAGCACGUACACUUAGACAUACUGCAAACUCUCCACAGGAAACUCUGAGCCAUAAUGCGAAGGCACCUCAGAGCAGACGGGUGCAUUGCUCAAACCAAGUGGGAUACGAUGCAGCUUUGAUAGUGCGUUAAUUACUCAUGUGAUGUGAUACAGAUGUCUGGGGGCUUCAGCUGAAAGUUUGCCUGACGGUUUCCAAGGGGGCCAGGCAGACAUUUUAGAAGCGUGACACAUUGUGACAAUCUGCGAUCAAAACUCUCCAUGAUGCUGACAAUGGCCAACCCAGCAGGGUUUCUGUUUGUCCUUAUGGUGACCGGGGGUUUGUGCCAAAUCCAUGAAGCUGAGGACCCUCUCACAGGCUUUGCGGUCCACGCCACUCUCCAUUCUCCAGACUUCUACAGCACUGUCAGUCCCAGCGCAGGACCCAGCGUUCCCUCUCAUGGAGGACUCGAUAACACUCAAGCUCUGAGAUCCAACUCCUCCAACGAAACUAGCAAAAAGCCCCCAAAGUGCCCCAUAAAUCCGUCCAUCAACAGCUAUUUCAAGUACAUCAACACCAUCAUCUCCAUUGCCGUUUUUGUGGUGGGAUUGGUCGGCAACGCCACCCUCCUGCGGAUUAUAUACCAGCAUAAGUGCAUGAGGAAUGGGCCCAAUGCUCUCAUCGCCAGCCUGGCCCUGGGCGACCUCAUCUACAUUUUCAUUGAUAUACCCAUCAACGUAUACAAGCUCCUGGCCUCACGUUUCCCGUUUGAUGACAGCCCUUUUGGCCUGUGCUUGUGCAAGUUGGUGCCGUUUCUGCAGAAGGCCUCUGUGGGCAUUACGGUCCUCAACCUGUGUGCCCUCAGUGUGGACAGGUACAGGGCUGUAGCAUCUUGGAGCAGAGUGCAGGGAGUCGGCAUCCCUCUGCUCACCGUCGUGGAGAUCGUGUCCAUUUGGGUUCUCUCCCUCAUCCUGGCGGUUCCUGAAGCCAUCGUUUUUGACAUGGUCAGCUUCAACUACACCAACACCCCCAUGCGCACCUGCAUGCUCAACCCAAAGACGAAGUUCAUGCAGGCCUAUACAAACGCAAAGGACUGGUGGCUUUUUGGCUUUUACUUUUGUGUUCCGCUGAUUUGCACGGCUGUCUUUUACACUCUGAUGACCUGUGAGAUGCUCAACCACAGGAAAGGCAGCCUCCGGAUCGCGCUCAGUGAGCACCUCAAGCAGAGGAGGGAGGUGGCGAAAGCGGUCUUCUGCCUGGUGCUCAUCUUUGCCCUCUGCUGGUUCCCACUUCACCUGAGCAGGAUUCUUAAGAAGAUGGUCUACCACCAGAAUGAUAAGAUGCGCUGUGAGCUGCUUAAUUUCUUGUUGAUCCUGGAUUACUUCGGCAUCAACCUGGCAACCAUCAACUCGUGCAUCAAUCCCAUUAUACUUUACUUUGUCAGCAAGAAGUUCAAAAACUGCUUUAAGUCGUGCUUGUGCUGCUGGUGUUAUUCUGAUAACCAACAGAGCAGCAUUGGAGCCGUCAAUGGCACCAGCAUCCAGUGCAAAAGCCCAGAACCCAACAACAUCAACACGGACCGCAGCUUCAGGAAGGACAGCAACUGACAGCUUGUUCAACGUCUUUCUGGAAACAUACAAGAACUUUAUUGUUUGUGCUCUCCAAGAAACUGCAAAUUGGCUACAUGCCCCUGUAAAAGCAAAAAAAAAAACAUUUGUGUUCCCACACCCACGAACAUUGACGUUGGGGCUAGAAAAAAGACACAGCAGGAUGGGGAGGAACGGUCUUUCAGGGGAUGCAGCUGAACUCUAUAAAUGACUUCCCUCCAGGAGGCAGACUGCUAUUCCUGUAAAGGGCAGCACCACCGGGAAGGAUACGAGGCUGGAUGACUGCUGUCAGAGGCUGACGACCCAGGGAAGCCGUUCCCACGGCUUACUUCACCACUCAUUAAUGAUGAACGCCGAAAUGAACGCUGAUGAUUCUUGUUGCAUGUCGCUUUCAUAAUCAGAGAUCUGCGGUUGUGAACAGUUUUCGUUUUCAUGAACCGAUUGUGGUGUGAAGUUCAGUUUGAACUCCAUUUUUUUUUCUGAUUUGUCAAGAAAACUCAGAAAAGUGUCCAUGAACACCAACCAAAAGAGACGGAUUCAUGAAAAUGUUAAAUUAAUUCAUAAUGAAAAGGGAAUUUUAAAAAAAAACUUUAGUUUAAUAUAAAAUCAACUGACCACUACACAUCUUCUUAUCCAAACUGAAGGAUAAAAGACGUGAAUAUGUUGAACCUGAAUAUAAAUCCAGAAACAGGCGGCAAGUCUUCAUAGCAUGUUUUCAUUGAAGACAAAAAAAAAAAAACUCUCCGUAAUAUUAACACAAAUUUUGUAUUUACAUUUAGUUUUUAUGCUAUCCCACUAAAAACAGUCAGGAACUGUGAACCACUUGUAUUAUCAGUCAUUGAGUCAUUUAAGCUUGUGAUAAUGUACCGAAUAUAUCUUUAAUAUUCACUUUUAUAAAGUGUUAUAUUUCCGCAAUAGUGUGUAACUCAAUCGUGUUACUUUUGUAAUGACACAGGUGGGAAAUGCUUCGAAAAACAUAAAAACUUCAAAUGAAAUUUGCAAAAAAUGUAAUUUUAUAUCAUUUUUUAACAACAAUGCAAUCUCAGUCUUUUGUUCUUUUCUAUAAAUAGGUCAAGGAUUGAUCAAACCUUUAAGCAAGAGCAGAACCAUUCAUUAUUGAUUUUAACUUACUUUAAUAGAUAUUUGUUUGAAAAAACAAGAUCUGACAGCAAAUGGGUCACAAGUGACAGUAGUUACAUUUUUGUUGACUGUCUGUAAGCUUUGGUCUCUGCUCAUAUUUUUUUUCCUUUUUGCAAAAAUUGUUGUGCCACAUUCAUUUACAAACUAAAUUGAGAAACAAUAUAGAGGAACUUGUCAAAAAGUGAUCAGAAUUGUUUUAGUUGAAAGCAGUUAGAUUUUUUUUAAAAAGAAAUCAUACUAGCCACCAUUUUUCAUGUGUUUUUGGUGUUUUAGCUUGUUCUUGUAGCAUUUUUCUCAUAAUAGAGGACAUUUAUGAAAAAAUAAUUAAAAUUGAAAGUGAGUUUCUGAGUAUUUCUUUAUUUAAAUUGUUGUGAAUCACAAAAUGGAGUUAAAAAAGUCUGUAGUUGAAGCUACAAUCGGCAGGCCACAAGAUUCCUGCUCCUCUUCAUUCCGAUGCAUCCACUUGCAGACAAAUAGAUCCAUUAAUGUCUUCAUUUUUCUCAUCUGAGCUGGUAUCUGGCUCAAAACUGCACGUCUGGAUAGCUCUAAUAUUGCAUUUUUGUUGCACCGCUAAUUCUAGCUUGUUAGAGCCUGUAAGCUAGUGCAAGAGAAAGUAAACAAAGGGAUCAUGGGAAACGAAAGAAGCCUCACUCUGCGCUAAUACUCCCACCCUCAACUCAGUGGUGAAUUUCUGAUUAACCUCCCUGGGUCUGCAGAUUUCGCCUAUUUAAUUGCCCAAAAAACAGAAUAACCAUAAUUAAAAGACCACUGGAAGCGCUUAUUGUAGUUUAAAAAAAUGAUCAAAGUGGAACUUUUGGAAGUUUUUAAGAAUUUUUUUCCCCAUGUAUAUAUAUAUAUAUAUAUAUAGACAUCAUGUUAAGCUAUAUGCAGCCUAAUUCUGUUUUUAUAUUUCUCAUGUGAAUAAACUUGUGAGAGUUU